This is a messenger RNA of Paracoccidioides lutzii Pb01, 1230 nucleotides long. RefSeq lists its product as hypothetical. The record is from RefSeq and is a predicted model, not a curated record. The coding region runs from base 1 to 1230 and encodes 409 amino acids. The transcript is spliced from 7 exons.
AUGCCGUCACAAACUCCAGCAGACGGAGGACACAAACACUUUUCGUCUAAAUCUUCUCUCGCGGGCGACUGGCAUGUGUCUUUGAUUCUUGGUCUGUCGGGAUGUCUCGCUGGCUUCUGCAUAGUUGUGGUGUCAUUACGAUGCUACGCUCGGGGUCUGCUUGAUAGGCAUUUCUGGCAUGAUGACUAUGCCGUAUUUUUGGCCAUUAUAUGUUCCAUUAUCGUUUUGGGUUGUCUCAUAGGGGAGGCUUACAAUGGGCUGGGACAAUCUACCUCACUUCUCAGCUCCGAAAACCGCGAAUAUCUGGCGAAAAUAGGGUAUAUACAUGCAAUAUUUGGUACCCUCGGAAUCAGCGCUGUCAAAAUAUCCUGCGGCUUUUUUAUCCUUAGAACUAUCGACAGAGGCAAUAUUCAACGUCUAGCUAAAAUGAUGAUUGGAUUCCUUCUUACUUUCACGGUUAUUACCGCAAGCAUUGUAAUCUUCCAAUGCGUUCCAGCAGCUGCUCUCUGGGACUCCAAUUUAGAUCCUAGUGCUCAUUGUCUUACGGUUCAAUCAUACACCACUAUUGGCCUGGUAACUGAUGUAGUUAAUACCGCAAUUGAUAUAAUACUCUCAACUUUACCUCUCCCUCUCUUCUAUGAUCUUUGCCCCAGCACAUAUUCCAGAAUGGCGUUGAUCGGCAUCGUUGCUCUUGGAUACGUAGCAUGCAGCGCUGCAGUAAUAAAAACCGUUUACCGAGCUCGUGUACUCGCAGUGCCUAGUAUGUGGCGUGAAAGUGAUUAUACACUUUGGAAUAAUAUCGAACUUCAGAUAGGGAUUUUAGCGUCCUCUUUACCCAUUAUAAAUCCAGUUUUGACAAUAUUCGUUGUCCGUAUCUACAGUCUCCUUAAAACUCCGAUAUGGCCAGCAAGCAGCUCCAACACCCGUGCUCACUGUAGAGGCAAUGGCUCCUCAAGCCUUCGAAUGAACCCAACGUCUCGAGAGAGGCAAAGGCGUCCAAUACACCACAGUCACCACCUCAGCAGCAGCACUACGGAACAGUCUGAUACCGAACAACAUAGAUGUCCCUUAAGCUUCUACAAAGUCGAAAUCAGCGCAUCCAGGCUGUCGGGUUCUCAAAAUGGUCGCGAACGAGAUGCCAUCCUUGCUGGUGUGCCGUCCGGGUUUCCAGCCAUUGUGAGAACUACAGACAUCUAUAUACAGGUAGAGGAUAGAAAUGUGGCGGAUUAG